This is a messenger RNA of Thamnophis elegans (Western terrestrial garter snake), 936 nucleotides long. RefSeq names its product olfactory receptor 1020-like. Lineage: Eukaryota; Metazoa; Chordata; Lepidosauria; Squamata; Natricidae. The coding region runs from base 1 to 936 and encodes 311 amino acids. Gene Ontology annotation, cellular component: membrane. Gene Ontology annotation, biological process: G protein-coupled receptor signaling pathway; sensory perception of smell. Gene Ontology annotation, molecular function: olfactory receptor activity; odorant binding; G protein-coupled receptor activity. The transcript has 2 exons. The record is from RefSeq and is a predicted model, not a curated record.
AUGCAAGAAGGUGAUUGUAGCACUGUGACUGAGUUCAUCCUUGUUGGAUUCAUGGACCACCCAGAGCUUCAGAUCCCCCUCUUCAUCAUCUUUCUGCUCAUCUACCUCAUCAUACUGGUGGGAAACAUUGGGAUAAUAAUUUUAACAAAAAUUGAUGCUAGGCUUCACACCCCUAUGUACUUUUUUCUUAGAAAUCUCUCCAUUGUAGACAUUGGUUACUCUACAGCAAUUGCCCCUAAAUUGUUGACAACCUUGGUUAUUGAAAAUUCCACCAUCUCCUUCACAGGAUGCACCACACAAUUCUUCUUUUUUUUCAUCCUUGUGACCACCGAAGCUUGGCUUCUGGCUGUGAUGGCAUAUGAUCGCUUCAUAGCAAUCUGCUACCCAUUGCUGUAUUUUGUUGUCAUGUCGAAGAAGCUUUGCACCCUCUUGGUCAUAGCUGCCUAUGCCUGUGGCUUUGUAAAUUCAACAGUACACACCAUAGUUAUUUUUAGUUUAAAAUUCUGCAACUCAAACAGAAUUAAUCAUUUCUUCUGUGAUGCUCCUCCAAUGCUUCAAUUAUCCUGUUCAGAUACCCACUUUGCUCGCUUAGUGAUUUUCAAAGCAUCCACUGCUGUUGGAGUGACAGCGUUUCUGGCUGUUUUGACCUCCUACAUUGCCAUUGUUAUUGCCAUCCUGAAGAUCAGCUCUGCCCACGGAAGAUACAAAGCCUUCUCCACCUGUACCUCCCAUUUAAUCACUGUGACCAUUUUCUUUGGAGCUGCCAUCUUCAUGUAUGUAGGACCUGGCUCCAGUUUCUCAUUGGAUAAAGACAAAAUCAUAUCCAUCUUUUAUACUCUUGUCAUCUCCUCGCUUAAUCCAUUCAUCUACAGUCUGCGGAACAAAGAAGUGAAGGAUGCAAUUAGAAGAAUGUUAGGCAAGUUAUUCCUGAAAUAA